Molecule: messenger RNA, 1527 nt
Organism: Aureobasidium vineae
Lineage: Eukaryota; Fungi; Ascomycota; Dothideomycetes; Dothideales; Saccotheciaceae
Source: the annotation of a GenBank genome assembly
AUGACUUCACUACAGCGAACUGGUGAUAGUACUUAUGGAACAGUUCGAUCGCCUCGAUAUGCGAUCCUGACUUACACCUGGGGUCGCUUCAGAGCCCCCGCAGACAUGCCAGCUCUCCAGGUCGGAGGGUUAAGCUGGAAGGUGCCUCCGAUCAGAGGAGAACACUUUACUGUCGAUGCCUUUCAAAGAGUCACCGCCCAUAUGGGCCAGUCUGUAGACUUCGCCUGGAUAGAUGUUUGUUGUAUUGAUCAAGAAGACUCAGCCACCAAGAUGUAUGAGGUCGGAAGGCAAGCUGGAAUCUUCAAGCAAGCGGCCUAUGCCUAUGCUUGGCUCAACUUCCACACGCACGAGGAGCUGCAAGGCCUUUUCGACAUUAUUUUCGACCUUGACAACAUCAUCUCAGGAUGGGAACUUUGGGAGCUCUCUAACGCUCAAAAGGGGUCCUGUAUCCCAAAACUUAGACACAUCUUGUCAACAUUGAAGUCGCUCAUGCGAGANCCCUGGUUCACUUCUCUAUGGACGCUUCAAGAGGCCGUACUAAGGAGAGAUGCUAUGAUCUUAUCCACCGAUGGACGACCUUUGACCUUGCAAUUUAAUCGCAAACACAAAAUUCGACUGGAGAUGUUUUGCAACACGUGCUGGAACAUGAUGGUGAACAUUGACAACUACGCAGAUGAAUGGCCGUCGGAAGCUAGACCACUCACCAGGCAGAUACAGCAAGUCAUCCGUACAUCUGGGCUAUUCUUCACCAUGACGAACAAUCCAAACGUGCAGUAUGGUAUGGCGUACUACCGCGUCACCAGACAUCCACUUGAUCGUGUGUAUGCCAUUAUGCAGGUCUACGGCUUUCGACUGGGCGAGUCGCUGCACCCUGAUGUUCCCGUCACACUGGAUGAUCUGGAGCUGCAAUUGGCACAACAGUUGACUUCUCGAUCACCCAUGCUGUCGCAGUGGUUUGUGCACACCGCACAGCCGCAGCAGCAUCGAAGCUGGAUGAUCAGUCAGCGUUCACAUGUUCCUUCUGAAUUGAUCUUGUAUCCGACCUUCAGCGACGACAUGACUAUGCGUAUGUUUGGUGCCAUCGACCCUACACCAAGAAGAACAGCUAUCUUCUCUGGCUUUGCCCGUCCACUAUAUCAGCUGGAUGAUAUGUGUCGUAAGGAGCUCAAGAGAUUCCACGCAUUGUACUUCGCCCUGGAUGCCUGGUCUACAACACCCUUAGACAGCAUCGCAGAGCCUCGAAAGCUGGACUCUGACCACCACCACGUUCCUCAAGGCUCUUUUCGCAAAAUGUUCGAGAGAGAGGUGACACUCGGAUUAGGGGCUCAGCUGCAAGCGUUUCUGCUGGGCGACAGCAAUAGUACGAGUAUACCUUAUGACUAUCAUCGUGCUUAUGCUGUAAUACUGGCCCGAGAAAGCAUGACUGCAACGUGGAGAAGGAUUGGUCUUGUUUGGUGGGAGACUGUUCACUGCGAACCAAAGCCAGCCUACCGCGAAUUCGUUUCGUUUGAAGCUGAGGUUCAUUGA